AUGCAGACUGCUUCUACAAACAUUGGUGAAAGACUGUGCAAUAAGUCCAUCCGUGACAUUUCUGGCUACUAAAUAUUCCACGCUCAACUGUUAGUGGGAUUAUAACAAAGUGGAAGCAACUGGGAACAACAGCAACUCAGCCACCAAGUGGUAGGCCACGUCACAUGACAGGGCGGGGUCAGCGCAUGCUGAAGCGCACAGUGCGCAGAAGUCGCCAACUGUCUGCAGAGUCAAUAGCUAAAGACCUCCAAACUUGGUGUGGCCUUCAGAUGAGCCCAACAACAGUGUGUAGAGAGCUAGAG
This is a messenger RNA of Staurois parvus, 302 nucleotides long. Lineage: Eukaryota; Metazoa; Chordata; Amphibia; Anura; Ranidae. The record is from the annotation of a GenBank genome assembly.